Molecule: messenger RNA, 930 nt
Organism: Python bivittatus (Burmese python)
Lineage: Eukaryota; Metazoa; Chordata; Lepidosauria; Squamata; Pythonidae
Source: RefSeq, a predicted model, not a curated record
AUGAACCGACAGCUAGUGAGCAUUUUGACAGCCUUGUUUGCAGUUUUCUUAGAAACAUAUCAUUUCAGGACAACUUUCUGUAAAGAACAUGAUCCCAGAACUGCAAAAUCCCCUUCACAGGCACUGUCUCCUUCAGAUUUCUUGGAUAAGCUGAUGGGACGGACAUCAGGUUAUGAUGCACGAAUAAGGCCCAAUUUUAAAGGUCCUCCAGUAAACGUUACUUGCAAUAUUUUUAUCAACAGUUUUGGAUCAGUCACAGAAACCACAAUGGACUACAGAGUGAACAUUUUUUUGAGGCAGCAGUGGAACGACUCUCGUCUUGCCUACAGUGAAUACCCCGAUGACUCCUUGGAUUUGGAUCCAUCAAUGUUGGACUCUAUUUGGAAACCCGAUUUAUUCUUUGCCAACGAGAAGGGUGCAAACUUCCACGAUGUUACCACAGACAACAAGCUUCUAAGGAUUUCCAAAAAUGGGAAAGUGUUAUAUAGUAUCAGGCUAACAUUAACUUUAUCCUGUCCCAUGGAUCUAAAGAAUUUUCCCAUGGAUGUACAAACAUGUACAAUGCAACUAGAAAGCUUUGGCUAUACAAUGAAUGACCUAAUAUUUGAAUGGAUGAGUGAUGGCCCAGUACAAGUAGCAGAAGGCUUAACUCUGCCACAGUUUAUUUUGAAAGAAGAGAAGGAGCUUGGUUAUUGCACAAAACAUUACAAUACUGGAAAAUUUACAUGCAUUGAAGUAAAGUUUCAUUUGGAGCGUCAGAUGGGAUAUUAUUUAAUCCAGAUGUACAUUCCUAGCCUGCUGAUCGUCAUUUUGUCCUGGGUAUCUUUCUGGAUCAACAUGGAUGCUGCUCCAGCCAGAGUUGCUUUGGGCAUAACUACAGUCUUGACAAUGACCACUCAAAGUUCAGGCUCCAGAGCGUCUCUUCCAAAA